CAAGGUGAGCUAAUCAUGACUGGCAAAACACAGACCAGCAAUGUCACCAAUAAGAAUGACCCCAAGUCUAUCAACUCUCGUGUUUUCAUCGGCAAUCUAAAUACAGCUAUUGUUAAGAAAGUUGACAUUGAAGCCAUUUUUUCAAAGUAUGGAAAAAUAGUUGGAUGCUCCGUCCACAAAGGUUAUGCAUUUGUACAGUAUAUGAGUGAGCGACAUGCAAGAGCUGCCGUGGCUGGAGAAAAUGCCAGGAUCAUUGCAGGCCAACCACUUGAUAUCAACAUGGCAGGUGAGCCCAAACCAUAUAGACCAAAACCUGGAAACAAGAGGCCCCUUUCUGCGCUUUACAGACUUGAAUCAAAGGAGCCUUUCCUGUCUGUUGGUGGGUAUGUCUUUGACUAUGAUUACUACAGAGAUGAUUUCUACAAUCGGUUGUUUGAUUACCACGGGCGUGUGCCUCCCCCUCCUCGUGCAGUCAUCCCCCUGAAGCGCCCCAGAGUGGCUGUCACCUCAACUCGCAGGGGAAAAGGAGUCUUUUCCAUGAAAGGAGGAUCAAGAUCUACUGUUAGUGGGUCUUCAUCAGGCUCUAAGUUGAAAUCAGACGAGUUACAGACAAUCAAGAAAGAAUUAACCCAGAUCAAAACUAAAAUUGACUCCUUGCUAGGGCGCCUGGAGAAGAUUGAAAAACAGCAGAAGGCAGAAGCAGAAGCUCAGAAGAAGCAAUUGGAAGAGAGUAUAGAGCUGAUCCAAGACGAAUGUGUGUCAGAGAAUGCAGAUCACUCUACAGAGGAGCCUGCUGAAGGAGGGCCAGAAGCGGAUGGAGAAGAGAUGACUGAUGGGAUAGAGGAGGACUUCGAUGAAGAUGGGGGUCAUGAGCUGGUAGGAACUAAAUAUUUGGUGUCCACACCCAUUGAGUAA
This is a messenger RNA of Lepus europaeus (European hare), 915 nucleotides long. It is a transcript of the gene RALYL, whose product is annotated as RALY RNA binding protein like. NCBI's taxonomy places the organism in Eukaryota, Metazoa, Chordata, Mammalia, Lagomorpha, Leporidae. The transcript has 7 exons. Gene Ontology annotation, cellular component: nucleus. Gene Ontology annotation, molecular function: RNA binding. The record is from RefSeq and is a predicted model, not a curated record. The coding region runs from base 16 to 915 and encodes 299 amino acids.